Parascedosporium putredinis is the source of this 1134-nucleotide messenger RNA. The record is from the annotation of a GenBank genome assembly. Lineage: Eukaryota; Fungi; Ascomycota; Sordariomycetes; Microascales; Microascaceae.
AUGCGUUCUGCUUUGGCUCUCGUACUCGCGGCCUCUCUCCUCGGCGGAGAGGCCAGCAGCAUCAAGAAGCGAUUCUCGACACUCGAUGUUUGGCGCCACGGCGACUACGAGCGGGAUAUCGUCGAUCAGCUCUCCGACGAAACGUUUCCCAAGAUCGCCGAGUGGGUCGAGAAGACCGGCUCGACCUGCACUCUCGAAAAUGCCGUGCAGCGAAAGGAGUGGACCGAUUUGACCAUUGAUGAGAGGGCGGACUACAUCCAAGCGGUGCAGUGCUUGAUGAAGCUCCCUCCCAAGUCGCAGGACCAAGUUCCCGGCUCCCUCAACCGAUAUGACGACUUCGUGGCCACUCACGUUACUGGUAUUCCGGUUCUUCACGCACCUACCAACCUCUUCGCCAGCCACAGGUACUAUAUCUGGGCGUACGAGUUGGCACUUCGCGAGGAGUGCGGGUACAAGGGCUACCAGCCGUACAUGAACUACGAGCGACACCAGGAUCCCAUCACCUCGCCCCUGUUCAACGGAAAUGCCACCAGCAUGGGCGGCAAUGGAGCGGCGGCUGAGUACCCCGGCGUAGUCAUGCCUUAUCCCAGGCCCUACAACGUCAUUCCCGCUGCAGGCGGUGGUGGCUGCGUCACGGAAGGUCCCUUCUCCGACAUGGUUGUCAGCAUCGGCCCUCUGGGCACUGUUCUCCGCGACAUUCCCCGCAACCCCCGCGCCGAUGGCCUCGCCUCCGCCAACCACUCGUACUCGCUCAUUAUGGACUACCCCGAUGUCGACGCCUUCUACAACCGAUACCUCGGACAGCCGUUCCUGAGAGGAGAUGAAUUCCCGUGGGGUCUUCACUCUGCCGGUCACUACAUCACGGGAGGAGACCCAGGUGGCGACUUUUACGCCUCGCCUGGUGACCCGACCUUCUGGAUGCAUCAUGCCGCCCUCGACCGCUUGUGGUGGCUGUGGCAGAUGCAGGAUCCCGAGAACCGCCUGCAGGCCAUCCCCGGCAUCACUUCGUCGAGGAUGACCAACGAGGAUGCUCAAAAGACAAUGGUGGAUCUGAAGUGGACGGCAGAGCCCCGCUCGCUCGGAGAUCUCAACGAUCAAAUGGGAAGUGCCCCCUUCUGUUAUAUCUAUGUAUAA